Cordyceps fumosorosea ARSEF 2679 is the source of this 900-nucleotide messenger RNA. Its product is annotated as Alpha/beta hydrolase. The record is from RefSeq and is a predicted model, not a curated record. NCBI's taxonomy places the organism in Eukaryota, Fungi, Ascomycota, Sordariomycetes, Hypocreales, Cordycipitaceae. Gene Ontology annotation, cellular component: membrane. Gene Ontology annotation, molecular function: lipase activity. The transcript has 2 exons. The coding region runs from base 1 to 900 and encodes 299 amino acids.
AUGGCUACCGAAGAAGGAGUAUUCAAAAGGGGCGACGUCAACCUCUAUACCAAGGCGUGGACUCCGGCCGGCCCCGUCACCGCGAAGCUCAUCUUCGUGCACGGGUUCAGCGAGCACAUCAACCGCUACAAUGACUUCUUCCCGAAGCUGAGCGAGGCGGGCAUCCAGGUGUUCGGCUUCGACCAGCGCGGCUGGGGGCGGUCGACCACCAAGAAGGCGGAGCGCGGGCUCACCGGGCCGACCUCGGUCGUCAUCGCCGACGUCGCGGCCUUCAUAGAGGACAAGCUGCCGUCCGCAGUGCCCGUCUUCGUCAUGGGCCACUCGAUGGGCGGCGGUGAGGUGCUCACGCUGGCCGCGGACCCCGCUUACGGCUCGCUGGUGCGGCAGGUGCGCGGGUGGCUGCUCGACGCGCCCUUCAUCGGCUUCGCGCCCGAGGACGCGCCCAGCAGCGCCAAGGUCUUCGUCGGGCGGCUCGUCGGCCGCCUGCUCCCGCGGCAGCAGCUCAAGCACGAGAUCCCCGCGGAGCACCUGAGCCGGGACCCGGCGGUGGUGGCCGCGGUGCGCGACGACCCGCUGUGCCACAACACGGGCACGCUCGAGGGCAUGGCGUCGCUGCUGGACCGCACGGGCGCGCUGUCGUCGGGCGCGGUCGCGCUCGGCGCCGACGUCAAGAGCCUCUUCCUGGCGCACGGCACGGCUGACAAGACGUGCAGCUACGACGCGUCGAGCCGCUUCUUUGAGGCGCAGCCGACGCCCGACAAGACGCACAAGCCGUACGAGGGCGCAUACCACCAGAUCCACGCGGAUCUCUGCAAGGACGACUUUGCCAGGGAUAUUAUCGCCUGGAUCGCUGCGCGCUGCGACAAUAGGGAGAGUGUGCCGGCAGAGUCGAAGCUGUGA